AUGGUCCUCUCCGAUUCUGAACCAGAUUUCGACGAUGUGGAAGCGAUUGGUAUGCCAUCUUCUCAGGAGCUUGCUGGGAAGGCUGUAGCAUCUAAGCGAAGUCGUGACCGAACCGCGAACUCUACAACCCGAGUAACGAAGCCGUUCCAAAGAACGAAAAGCGCUAAGAGCGGCACGGGUCAUUUAAAACUACCCGCGAUGGCGAGGCAAAUAUUAAUGGAGAAGAGCAAAAACAAUACUAUUGAACAAGCUGGAGCCCACGGAAAACAUAUGGACGAACCAGACAAGAUCGCCUUAGGAAAAUCAUAUCCAAAUCUUUCUUCAUCUCAUGAGCAGGGGCGACUAGCCGGCUUAUCACGAAACACAGGAUCUUCGGGCAAAUUAUACACUCAAAAUAUUGAAAAGGAGCACGAACCAACAUUCGAGAACGGUCACGAGGAGCCGAAAAGCGUUGAGCAGCUAGGACAGCAAGAGACAGAACCCGUCAUUGACGCAGAGGAGCAAUUCCCAACGGAAUAUACCAAUAAUAUGGACGAGGUUUCAACUCAGGGGCGAUUAGGAGAAUUGAUGAAGAAGUACGACUCGCUAAAAACACGACACAACGAGCUGCGCGAAGUGGGAAUGAUAGCCGCAGAACGCAAUUUUGAAAGGCUGAAACAGCAGUCAGAACAAAAUACGGCAGCCUCAAACAAACUUAUUCAAUCGCUCAAAGAUGAAUUAAAUGUACAAUCGGCACUGGCGAAGCAAGGCGAGCAGGCACGCCAGCAAUUAGAGCGUAGUGAAACUAACGUUUGCGACUUGGAAAGCAAAAUAUGUGGCCUGGAGGCAUCAUUAUCGAGUGCCCGGUCUGAGAUAAAAUCGCUCUCCGCUAAACUCUCGGCGAGCAGAGCCGCGGAAGCUUGUGUAAAAAAUCCGGGAAGCGCAUUAAAGCCUGGGGUAAUAGGCCACAAAUCAGCCCCAUCGGAAGUUGUUCGGGCCGCGCAAGCAAGGGAAGACCUGUACGGCGACUUAACAGGUCUUAUUGUCCGGGGGAUGAAACGAGGUGACGGUGGAAGUGUUUUCGACUGCAUUCAAACUGGGAGGAACGGGACUCUACACUUCAAGCUUUCACUGGAUGCCGGAGAUGCUUCCGAUAGUUACGACGACGUCCAAUUUACAUAUCGCCCUCAGCUUGAUACAGACCGCGAUGGUGAUUUGAUUCGGAUGCUACCGGACUACUUGGUCGAAGAAAUUACCUUCCCACGGACUCAAGCAUGCAAAUUUUACAGCAGAGUGAUUAAGUCACUUACUGAGCGACUGGAUUAA
Messenger RNA from Metarhizium brunneum ARSEF 3297, 1305 nucleotides. Lineage: Eukaryota; Fungi; Ascomycota; Sordariomycetes; Hypocreales; Clavicipitaceae. The record is from RefSeq and is a predicted model, not a curated record.